Messenger RNA from Balaenoptera acutorostrata (minke whale), 19787 nucleotides. Its product is annotated as KIAA0408 ortholog. The transcript is spliced from 5 exons. Lineage: Eukaryota; Metazoa; Chordata; Mammalia; Artiodactyla; Balaenopteridae. Bases 17255 to 19336 code for a protein of 693 amino acids. The record is from RefSeq and is a predicted model, not a curated record.
UUUUAUAAAUCAUUUUAAUUUUUACUUCUUUCUUUUACAUCUUGAUUUGCACUCUUCUUAAAUCACUGUAAGAAUGACUGUAAAAAUUGCCUAGAUCUCUCAAUUGUUUCUCAGUAUUUGACUAUUAUGAUAAUCCAAAAGCUGGACAUUCACAAGUUGGUCACAUCUUAGAAAAUAUAUAGAUUUAUAAAGUACUUUUGCUAGGUUGCAUCAGACUAACAACAUAAUUUUGAUAACCAGUAAAUAUCAAUGAAAAUUAUGGUGAACAAAUGAAAUGUGACCAUCAUGGGAACUAAACUAUUUAUUGUGAUACUGAUGGUGUUCUGUCUAAAAAGAUGUGUUUGGAAGCAUGAGAGUGGAUUAGGCCUUAGUUCAUUGAGAAAGUAAUUAUCUUCAUCUUACUAGAUUUGACCAGCUUCAACCAUUCCAACCAAACCAACCAUUUCUGCAUUUACCUGUUAUACUUGGAGCCAUAUAUUGCUAAUCAAGUUUUUUGCCUGGAGUCCUGUUCUCUAUAAUAGGUUACCACACAGAACUGCUUCUGGAGCAGGAAAUAUGCUAGAAAUACAGUAUAUUAAAUAUUUUGAGUAGGGAAAAGAAUAGUCAUUCUGUAGAAUUUCAUUAAAUCACAGUCCAAAGCCAGUAGCAUAGUUCCAGUGGGAGUUGCUCUCUAGACAAACUUACUUUGGUGAACCUCAACAUUACCCUUUCUCCUCCUACCUAAGGUGGCCUGGAUAGGUUUCCUGUACCCAAAAGGCCCUAUUCUGUCCACCUCAUUGGCAAUUUACAGAGUGGAAAGCUGGACUGCACUUCUGCCACCAAGAUUCAGAAAUACUAGCACUCGUUGACAUCACAGAUGUAGAGAUACUUGCAUGUUGGUUGGUGGAUAUGAAAAUCUGUAGUAAAGUGAAGUAUCUUGCCCUCAGCAUAAAAAAUAAUAUAUGGAAAAUCUUUGCUCUAAUACAACAUUUGGCACUGGCAAGAGUCUUUUGAGUCCUCAUCUCCCAGCACGUCAGUUUCCCUUUGAGUAUUAAUUUAAUAAAAAGAAAAACUACAUAAUAGUCUAAAAUUUAGUUUAUAAUACCUGCUCUUAAUCUCCAUGGUUUUCAAUUUAAUUUUGGUUUUCAUUUGGUUUUGUUUUGAGGGGAGGAGAGACUGGGAGUGAGGAGUGGUUGACCAGCAGUUCGAAUCUGUCACUACAUACUUGCGGCUUUUUGUCUUAGCGAUUCAAAUGGCUAGAUAGAACUUCAUGACAAGAACAAAUGAAAUAACAUAAAUGCUAUACUUAAUUAUUCAAGUGUUACUUUAAAAAAAUUUUCAUCUCAGGAAAAGCAACCACUUUAAAAAUCAAAAUUUGUCUGUUAGAUCCUUGGUCAACCCCUAGACCACCAUCUCAGAGGAACCAUUUUGGCAAUGGAAGUGGAACUGAAGGUAAAUGUUUGAGGCUGAAAUUUAUCUGAAAUAUUUAUUGCCUUGGGAGCCAGAUACAGCCAGCUAAGCAAUGACUCUCAGCUACCUAUGGAGCAUUUGGUAGCUUAUGGAGGUGUUGCCGGUUCCAGUCACAAUGACUGGAAGCUCAUUGGCAUUUAGAGGAAAGGGGUCAGAAUUUCAAAUAACUGUCCGGCCCAGAUUCCUAACAUUAUCCCUGUGGGGAAGCAGGGCAUGCAGUGCGCUUGUUCACCUCAGAAGGAUCGUGGAUAUUCAGUACCCUGUGUGGCUUUAAGAAACUGGCUUUAGAAUUGAAACUUUCUUUACCACAAGGAGAAUCAAGAACUAAAUAUCUAGAUCAGUGGUUUUCAACCUUAGCCACGCAUCAGAAUUCCUGGCAUGCUUUUAGAGUUGAGACCCUACUUCACACUAAUUGAAACUGAAUGUGUGAGCCCAGGCAUUUAUAUAUAUAAUUUUUUAAACUCCCAAGAACCAAUUCUUCAGAUGUUUGAAUUAUCAAAAAUAUGUAGAUACAGCUUAUACCAAGGUUAUAGUAAACCAUGUGAUAAUAGCUGUAUAGAAUCAUCAGUUGUCUAGGUUUUAGUAGACCUUAAAGUUCCAGGCAUUCAGUGGAUAUCUGUAUCCUCUCUAGGGCAUUUCCACCUUUGUCAUACGGCCUUUGCCACAAGUCCUCUAAUGACAAAGCAGUUCUCUUUCCACACUGAUGAUAGUGUUAGAAAACUCCCCUUUCAUUCAUUCAGGUGUUUAAAGCAAACAAUAUCAGAGAAGACAAAUAGGAAUAAUAUAUGACAGAAAGGAGAACUGAGGUCAAUAUUGUGUGUGUGCAGGGUCACACACACACUUGGAGAUACAGACACAUGUGAAUGCUGAAUUAAAGCCUCAAGAUGAUCUCACACACACACACCCUAACAAACCACCACUUUGUCAUUAUACAGUCAUCUCUGCCACAAAGCUUCCCCAUGUGAUCCACAGAGAGGAUAUGGUGUCCCAGCAAGAAUGAUGGAUGCCAACUGAGUCUACCCUUCAAACCCAGAUGAGAAAGCAUACACAAAGAGAUGUGAGAAUGGAGCAAAAAGAUAGAGCAUGGAUCCUUUGUCUACUUAACAAACAUUUUGAAGUGUCCCUAUGUUAGGUAUAGAGGAAAUUGAGGUUCAGUUUCUACUUUUUCACAGCUUUUAAUUGAUUGACCAGGACAGACAUGUAAACAGCUAACUCUGACAUGUACUCUUAUUGAAGUGCAAAAAAAGGUUUGUGGUUGCAACUUAUUGUUCAUUGCGUACCUGAGAGCAUGUUAGAUUUCCCUAAGAGAACACAAUAAAACCCCUAGGCAUUCUUGGUUGGAAUAAUACCAUAAAUCAAUGCAGGGGUGGUACAUAUACCUCAACAAUAUCUUGUGACCUGAACAAGAAAGGAGAUGCUAACCAAGGGAUGGCUGGGGUAACCAAAACACCAGCCUUGCCCUCAGAUCUCUUGUGAGGAAUUAAAGUCAUCCUGGCAGCAAGGGUAUUAAUCUUACCUAUGGCUUCCUAAGGCAUUGACUUUAUAGAAGAAUUUCAUGACAAUUUUGAACUCCAUCCAGGCUCUUGAUAUAUGCAACCGCAGUAAGAUAAUGAUGAGGGGAAACAGGACAGACUUGGAGGCUCUUUCCAACUGUGCUCUACCCACUGCAUAGCCGGCUUCUCAGUUUGUGCCUGUGUGUAUGCACACACCUCUACACACUGUGGUGUGCAAUAGGAAAUGCACCUAGUGUCAGAGAAUUCAGACCUGCAUCUAUCUUAGGGGACUGCUGGGGGCCGGUAGUUGGAAGGUGGUCUCAGCAAACUGCCAGCAGGCACAAGGUGACCUUGUCCCUUGCCUUCUUCUCCCUGGAACUUCAGGCUGUUCUAUGAGCACCAAGGAUCUAGGGUGCAUCUCUCCCUUACACCACAGGGCAUAGUCAUGGGAAGAAAAGUUAACAAAGAUGGCACCCAAGACCUCAGAAAGAGAGUCCCCAGUAUCUCCUUCCCCUCCCCUUUGAUCCUGUUCCUUGCAUUGUCUUUGUUGUAUAAAGCUAGCCCUAAAAGAGGAACACCCAGGCUUCUUUGUUCGUGAAGAAAACAAAAUCCUCCAAUUAUUGAGCCAAGGAAUCUUCUCAUGUUUGCACCUUUGUAUCUGUGCUAUUUAAACAUCACGCUGAAAAUAAGUUCAAACAAACAAAAAAUUCCUUUGUGUGCACAUUCUUGGGUGUAGGAAGGAGUGUCUUUGGUAAUUUGGCCUAGAUUUAAGAAAAAAAAGAAUUCAAUUGGCUACUUUUAAGCAGAACAGGCUCAAACUCAUAAAACAAGGGAAAAAUCCGUGCUCAGCCUGGAAUGUGUAUUGGCUUGCAUUCUCCAGCCUUCAUUUCAAUCUGUGUGGUAGAGUGGGAUACGGUUAUUUCAUCAGCUGCCAAUGAAGUUUGGAAUGUCAAUUUGGUAGCUAAGCCUUAACUCUAAAUAUUCAUGCGGUGUUGGUGGCUAUAUUCUCAUAGAACCACAGCCCACUUUCCUCUGGUAGAGUCAUGCUUUGGGUGAGAUGCCCUAAUUCAAUAUAAGGAUUGAAGAGAAAGUGGUAGAGGAUAAUAUCAGAUAGUGGGAAAAGUUGACAGCACUUUUAGGAACCACUUUCAAGUAGAGUGCUGUUAUAAUCUCGCUUGAUCAGAGAAUAGGAGCAGCAAAGGCAACACUUGCCUGUUAAAAAGAAGGAAAAAUCUCCACCUUACACUUCCCACUGUCAAACCAGGCUGUGAUGUCUCAAAGAACCUCGUCUUAUCUUAUGACUCAGAUGGUUAUGUUUACUAAGCUUAAAUGUAUUGACAUUUCUUGAUUAUUCAAUUUCAUUGUUACAGUUAUAAAAGGUUUUUUUAGUUCAUAGUUAUCUGAGUUUUCCUACAGCUAAAUCAAAUACCAUGAAAAUCCAACAUCUGAAAAUAAAAUUGUAAGAUUUUAUAAAUUCAUAAAAUUUACUAUAAGAGCAUAUAAUCAGUGGUGGUUAGCAGUUUUUCAGCCUUUCAAAAAAUAUUCAUGUAACUGUUUGGACUUGUGGAUGAGAAUGCUUCUUUGUAUGUUGUCUAAACCAAAAUUUCUGUUUAGGGUAUUUCAAGUUCAGUUCAUAAUAUUUUGCUUUUGUUUUGAUUCUUUUUCUUUUAAAUUAUCAGAACAUUUUUAGGCAGAUUAGGUAAAUAAUUUAAAAGUUUUAUCUUGUACCAAGAUAGAUAUUAAAUAAACAGUAUGUUGGAGGAUUGCACUAAUUGAAAAACUAGAGCCUUUCAGAAACGUUUAGAAGAGUUACUCAUUUCACAAAAUGGGAAGGGACCCUGAAGUAUUCAGGAAUGAUACGACUAUUUCAGGAGCUUUGUUAUACUGCCGACUCCAAAGAUGGAACUCUGGAAAUCAUUGAUUCUGAAAAAGUGUGCUUUACAUGUUUAUUUUCUGUAGUCUCUUCUGAGUGUUUUGAGUUGAGCUGCUUAUAAAAUCUGUGUUAACAAGCAAGAGGCAUAAGUGAUCAUCGAAGGCUGACAAACAUUUGUUCCUUUCUGAGAUUGUUCAACAUAAUGUACCUGUGAAGGCAGCAAGUCAGCUCUUUGAGUUCAUGUUGAAAGUUCCUGCCUUAACCAAUGUGUUUGAAAAUUUAAAGAGUCUGAGGGGCAGAGAGAAGCUCAUCAGUUUGUCCACUUGCCUCAAAUGGCUUAGUAAGGAAAGAGAAUUUAAGAGCUUUUUAAAAAAAAUACCUUAUAGUGUCUUUUAUUUGUUAAUGUCAGAAAACUCAGUUUGGCAUCUAGUUUGUAAUUCCCUUUCUUUUUCAUGAACAUGUGCAAUUUUUGUACAAUCCAUUCCCUUUGUCAUUCCCUCUGUAUUAUUAACUCCUGGACAGAUAAAACAGACUUAGACUAUUUAAAUAGACAUCCUAUGUGUCAGCCUAGAUCAGUCGUUGAGAACUUUGAAGGGGUGAGGGGAUGGUGGUUAACAUAAUGAGUCAGCAAAAUUAAUUUAUUCUGGAUUUUGGAACCUGAGCUCCUUUACCUGAAAGGAAAUGUGUAUCUGCAGAGGCACCAGAACCACCGUAUGGAAGGUCUUAGCAUUAUUCUACCUGCUGAGACUCCAUGUAGUGGAAAAAGCCCCAGGAAAGCAGCCGGAGGAGGUAGUUGAAGGAAAAUGAGGAUCCCCCAGCAAUGGACCUUCAAAUCUUGGAGUGAGAAAGCUCUCCAGGAAGUGAAACUCAUGCCUCUGGUCACACUUGUCACUUUCGAGGGAAUGUGAUUUAUUCCCAAGUAGCUAUUUGUUUGAAGUACUCAUAUUUGUGGAAAGUAGAUGGAUUAAAAAUAGUAGGGUAGAUGCAAAAUAAUUGGAAAAGAAAGAAUGAAGGAAUCUUACUGUGCAAAAUAUUUCAGUGGCAACGACAACAAAAGAAUAUAGUGUAAGGGCCAAGCAUAGGCGUCAAGGCAUUGUUAGAGUCUCUGUGGGCUUAACUAAGAGAUCUUGGUGUAGAGAGUGGGUCCAGCUGUCUCUGCAGAAGUCCUCUGAUUGGAGUGGACCCAAGACUACACUGAAGUGUGGAUGUGGGCCUCCCUUCCUGGACCCUCAUCUCCAGAUCCUUUACCGUAGCCUUCUCACAUCAUGAUGCCACAUUUCUUUGCACCUGGGCACCAAGACCUCUCACAUUAGCCCCUCAAAAUCUAGCACCACUCAUACAGUUCCUCUUUUUGAUCUUCCGUCUCUCUCCCUGCUCCAGGGCCCACGAAUGAAAAAGACUACUUUCCCCGGGCUCUGAUCAAAGCUUACCUAUAUUGACUGUUCCUUCCAGCCCUUUUGUGUGUUAGCUGUUCCUUUUUUUCUUUUAGAUGGGUUUGUAAUCACAGCAAUUGAGUUAUCUAAACUUCAAUUGGUUCCUCUUUAGAGUUUCUAGUUCCUUGUUACAGUGCUCUGCACUUCUAUCAAUCAUCUUUCUUACUCCUUUAGCAUUUUUAUUACCUCCUUUUUGAACUAGGGGUCUAGUAGUCUGGAGAGAUCUGUUUCAUUGCUUGUUCUUUCAGGGGAUUUCUCUUGUUCUUUUAAUUGGGAGUAGCAGCUCUCCUUUUCUGAGCAAAGUUGUGACUAGCCAGUAAUCGCUUCCUUUGUCAAUGGCAUUUGAUUAGACAGUUACUAAAAAUAUAACGCUGUCUCCUGAAGGUGAUAAAUCUAACAUUUCUGGUAGAAGAUAUAGGUGGGGUAGCAACACCCUGGGAUGGGGCAGGACGGGGAGAAUACAGAUCAGUUUCUUUGUCCUUCAAAUUAUACUCCCUAAAUGGCCUCUCUUAGCCCUGCUUUCCUGCUAGAACUUCCUAACAGAAGUGACUCAGGGUGGCCCUCUUGUGGUGGACAGGCAUUCCCAAGGCCCUUUUCUGGAAUGAAAUGAGAGGUAGCCCUGGAAUGGUUCCUAUAUUACUUAGCUUUUGUUGUCAUCAUUAUCAACAUCUCCCAAGUAAAGAAUCUGGAAAUAAUAUAGUGAGAUGCUAAAAACAAAUUUGAAAACCGUAGGGAAGAUCUGUCUCUAGUCUUAAAUAGCUCACGUUUUUAAAAUGUUUUAUUGUUUUGUUUCUUCAAACUAUAGACCAGUACUUUAAAAAAUAAAAUAAAACAGAUAGUUUGAAACUGUUUCUUUUGAAUAUUUCUGUCAUCUGGAAAUGCCUGUACAUAAGCCCCAUGACAGAUUUGCUUGGCUAAAAAAUCUGUUGACAUGUCACCAUCCCUCAGAAUAGAAGAGACAGCCAGCAUCCCAUGAUUCUAGGGAAAAACAUCCAGCAGUGGGAAAACAGCACAUUAGCUGAAACACAACAACCUAAGCAUGUAACUUCCAUGGAUAAUAAAUACUUUUUGUGUGACUCUCUUAAUUUUAUAAUCUAAAACAGAUUCUAAUAAGUGUAAACAUAUUUCUUUUACUAACACAGAGGCCGAACUCUGUCAUUCUAGGACUCAAAUAACACAGGACCAAAUUUGACAGACUCAGCUGUAGAACUUUAUAAAAAUUAAGAAAACUGGGCCUCACCACUGGAUGGUCUAGUUCAGAAAGUUUCAGCUUUAGGAACUUUUUUUUUUUUAAAUAGUUAUUUAUUUAUUUUUGGCUGUGUUGGGUCUUCUGUGCAAGUUGGGUUUCUGUGCAAGGGCUUUCUCUAGUUGCGGCAAGCGGGGGCCACUCUUCAUCGCGGUGCGCGGGCCUCUCACUGUCGCGGCCUCUCCCGUUGCAGAGCACAAGCUCCAGACGCGCAGGCUCAGUAGCUGUGGCUCACGGGCCUAGUUGCUCCGCGGCAUGUGGGAUCUUCCCAGACCAGGGCUCGAACCCGUGUCCCCCGCAUUGGCAGGCAGAUUCUCAACCACUGCGCCACCAGGGAAGCCCCAGCUUUAGGAACUUUUAAAUAAUUCUUUGAGUGAUUGCAGUGUGCAGCAAGGCCUGAGAGUAACACAACACAGAACUGUGGUCCCCUUGGUGCAACGCUAUGGAGACUACCAGGAGAAGCACUCCGCAUUUGUUUAUAAAUUUAUUUCAAGGAAUACUCAGGAAGUGGACAGUCAUGCUGCAGGUCACAUUUCAGGGAUCUUCAGAGUUGAUGGAACUUGUUGAGGACAAAGAUUUGUCUUUUUCUUCCAGUCCUCAGGAUCUAACACUACACCUGGCCCAGAGCGGGUGCUCACAAAUAUUUGUUAAGUGGAAUGUUAAUUGGAAUGCCCAAGACCUCUCCCUAAGAAUGGAAGAUCGUUUAAUGCUCAAGAGAGUUCUGCUAAACAACUGAGAUGUAUCGUAAAGCUCUUUGAAAAGUGUAAAGGGCAGACAUUAUUCUAGAAGGAAGGAUUAUUUUAAAUGCCACAUGUAAUAGCUUCUUUUUUUUGGCUGUGUUGGGUCUUCGUUGCUGCACGGGCUUUCUCUAGUUGCAGCGAGCAGGGGCUACUCUUUGUUGCGGUGCGCGGGCUUCUCUGCAGUGGCUUCUCGUUGCGGAGCACGGGCCGCAGAACGCGCAGGCUUCAGUAGUUGUGUGCAGGCUCAGUAGUUGUGGCUCGCGGGCUCUAGAGCGCAGGCUCAGUAGUUGUGGCACACGGGCUUAGUUGCUCCGCGGCAUGUGGGAUCUUCCCGGACCAGGGAUCAAACCCGUGUCCCCUGCAGUGGCAGGCGAUUCUUAACCACUGCGCCACCAGCGAAGUCCCCUAGCUUCUAAAUUAUAAUAUGCUAUAAGAAUGAGUUCAGUUUUUCAAAGUCACCUCUUUUCCAAUUUUUUCCAUAUUGUUUAUAAUGAAAAUAGAAAUACGAUACUCCUUUAACUGGUAAAUAUGUUUAAAGAGUAAAAGAAGAAGGGGCUGAAAAACUAUACAAGCAAGAAAUCAGAAGCCACCCAGUAUAAAGAGAUUAAAUAAGUAACUGCUUCGUGGUGCUUCAAGAUCAUCCUUCAGACAGAAAACUGUAAAUUAAAUGUGCAGUGGUAUACUAAAGGCAAAGUUGGUGCAUUUAUUCCUAGAUUUUCUUCCAUCACUAAGUUAAAAUUCUUUUGUCUUCGUAUUCUGACUGAGGAUUUACAUUAUUGAAGGAUACAAACCUCUUUAAAUAAAUAGCCAUGAAGAUAAAUACUCUUGUUAUAUGACUCCUAUGUUAUACUUGGAAGAUGAAGUAUUAGCUCCCUCAUUUGGGACUUAGAAGAGAACUGAAUUUAAGAUUUGAUAAAGCCAGAAAUAAAUGUCUCACGCUCCAAACUCUUAUCCCUGGGUUCUAUUCCCUUCCUUGAGCCCCUUGGAAUUUUAAACUUUAAGGCACUCCUUCAGGAAUUAGAAGACCUGGAUUCUAUUCCUGGCAUUGCUAGUUAGUGCCUUUGUGACCUUGAGCAAAUGGCUUAACAUCAGGGCCUCUUUCCUCAGCUGUAAAAUGAGAAGCUUGGCUAGAUGAUUUCAGGGGUUCUUUCUGGCUCUAAAAUUCUGUAAGUCUGGAAACACCUGCUAGUGACAUUUAUGCACUCAUUGCUCUUUCCCCCUUUCCAAAAUGUUUUAGUUUGUGGCUUGAUAGCAUCAUUUAUAUAGAUCUUUUCAAACCCUUUCCAAGAUUUUCUUUUUUUGUUUCUUGAUAGCAGCUCAUGUUUCUACAUUUACUUUACAUUAAGAAUUGUUACAUGCAUUUCUUUACAUAUUUGUUAUACACUGAAAUAGGAUUAGUAUGACAUCAGAUAUGAAUGAUUCUUCCAAAUUCUCUCUAAUAUAUAGAGCAAUAAUUUAAGUCACUUUCAUAUUUGAAGGUUUAAAUAUUUAAAUGGAUUAAAAGUGACCUGGAUUGUGCAACAAAUUGCAUUUUUUUCCAUAAGGUUUUCAGCCAUUUGACACCUGCUUGAAAAUGUCAGGCGCUUCAAGAUGUCUGAAUAUCACUAUAGGGCUGGGUAUACCAGCAUCUGUUUUCAAAAUCCAUUCGUUUUAUGUACAUAACAGCAGGAACUUUUCUUAAAACAAAGCUUUCUUAGAAGUUUUUAGUGGAAAGGUUCAGAAAUACCUGAGCUGAGUAUUUAUUGCCUUUGUAUGCUGUCAUCUAAUUGCAUUGCUUUAUUUCUCUGGGGUAUGAAAUAUAGCAUGGAAAUUUUAGCUAAUAUACAUAAAAAAUUAUUCAACAGAAAGGGUUGGUAAGUACUACAAUUAAUGGUAGACUUGGGUGAAAUUCUGUCAAAGUUUUUUGUCCCUAGUUUUUUAUUCUAUGUUUGAUAUAAUUUAAGGUCAAGUUUACCAUGACAAGAAGCAGAUGAAGCACCUGCAAUAAACAAUUACUGGGACAUCCAUGAAAAAGGGCAUUGAAACAGGUGCUAUUGAGGGAUAAUAUAGAGGAUAGCACAACAUAAUUCCUACUGCAAUUAGCUACAGAUUAUCUGAAGUUCUGAUAGGGUGUAGAAAACAGUCUCAAUUUGAUUUACCAAUGACACGUGGAAAUUAAGAGGUCUGGAGUGGAAGAGAGGUCCGGAGUGUCCUGAUAAGGGCAAAGGCAGAAUGAACUAACAUUUCUUAAGUGCCUGGCACUGUAAGUACCCCCUCAUACUCGUACAACAUCCUUACAAAGUAAAUAUAAUUAUCCCCUUACAGAAGUAACAAACUCGAAGUUCACACAGAUAAGUAGUGGCAGUAAUUUGAAACCAAUAUCUCUGUGACAAAAUUCCAGGGUCUUCAGUUAGAGAAACCGGUUCCAAGACCUACUUCUCUGCGUGGUCAAGUUCCUGUGAAUUUUGGCAAGAUACUCUGCCUCUUUGAACCUUGGUUUUAUCAGUAAACUUGGGUUAAUAUCUACAGACACAUUUUCUGUGAGAGUGAGCUAAGAUAAAGAUACAUUAGAUAUUAGAAGUACUUAGCACAGAGCCUUGCAGAGAGCAGUCUCUCCAUGAGUCAUCACUAUUAUUACUCUAAUUAUUAUUGUUGUUGUUAUUGCUUUUGAGAUUAGGGGGCGGAGGGGGUGAGUUGCUUUUUUUUUUUUUUUUUUGGCUUUUGAGAUUUUGAUGCCAGGCUUUCAAAACACAGAGUACGAUUUCAUUCAAUUGUCCUACAUGUACUAAAGUCCUACUAUGAGUAGGUUAUUCUUAGUAAACUUUUUAACUCCCCAUGAAAUAUUUAUCUGGAAUCUGGAAGCAGGCAAAAAUAAUGUGAGAGGGAUUAUGUAAUGCUUUAAUGACCACACAGACUUUAGACUUGAGGAUAAGCCCUUAUUAUUUAAACUUUUAUGUAGCUUAUUUGCUGAAUUAGGCUGCAGCACACCUUCAUUGAAAACAAGUACAUGGGUAUCUCAUUGGUUUUUUCCUUACCACAAUAAGUAUCAUCCUUUCCCAUGGGCUCUGAUUUCCUCUAGCAGAAAGACAUCACCAUCACUAUAGAUAUAAGCAGCAAGCUGCCAUAGGAUCACAAAGAACUAGAAGGCUGGUCUUCAUAUAUGCCAUUUCUACUUUAUUUCAAGACAGAAGUUUGAUACCUUUUCACAAAUCUUUUGAGAUUAUAUACAUAAAAUUUCUGCACAUAUUGUUCUGCCACAUCCAGACACCAACUUCCAAAGGCACCAAAAAGUACAUUUUGAAAAGGGGAGAGAGGUAGGCAAAGAGAUGAUUCUUGGCUGUAAAAAAGGAGUUAACUUUUCCAAAUAAAUGGAAUGUAAAAUUGGCCAUUGUCAUUGUGUGAUAUUAACACCAGCUCUUUUGGCAAGUUUGGAAAUACUGGGCUCCCUUAUAAAAGUUAAAAAUGUCCUGGACCUGGAGUUGUUUACCCAGAGUGGGAGCUGCUCUAAAGUUACAGAGCUCUGGUUGGAAGAGAUAGCUUGAAGGCCGCCUCCGAGAAACUGACAUCACACUAGCCUCAGCUGCUGCUGUGACAUGAGCGGAGCAGCUUUUUGAUUUGUGAAAUGGUGGAGGUUUCAAAGGGACUUGUCAGUAUCUCUCUGUUGAAUGGUUGGACUUAUUUUGCAUUCCCAUUUUGUGCAAAGAAGCAAGAUUCACCGUGCUGAGACUUUUCUCUUUAAAACAACCGGCUGUCUUCCCAUUGCUAGAUUGACCAGUGGUCGGACAUCCAUAGGAUUUCUCCCCAGAGCAAAAAGGUAUGUUUCUUUCUGGCAGUUUGAAAGCAAGUGACUAAUUGUGGUAAAACAUAGAGGGGCCGCUCUUGACAUAUUUGAAACUGUAGAUACUGUUUAAGUGGAGGGUGAUUUCAACAUCUGCCUGAUUCAGUGUCUGUGCCUUGGCUUAAAAACAGUGGGGCAGGGUGCGUAACGGAUUUUACUGACUCCCAGGGAAGAGAAGGUCCAGCUGCUGUGAGUGGAUUUCCUGACUCCGGACUGAUGGUACCAUCUGCUCUCUGAGACUGUGUUUUUGAAACACUGCUUCUCAGUACUUUGAACACCACUUUCCCUACCAUAAGAUUUCACUAAAUUUAUUUUUUAGAACACUAUUUUCAUUAGGAUGAAGACUUUUUAACAUUUGCAGAGUAAAGUUCACAACCAUUGAAAUUGCUGGUAUUUGAAAAUUGCAGUGAAAAAUAAAUCAGUGAAAUUUCAUCCAAGAUGAUGGUUUGCUCACUGCAUGAUAAGUGUUUCUGUGAUUUGAGUUGAAGUGCAUGCCAUUCAUAAUGGGUUAAUCUGCAAUUAGGAGGGAACCUUACCACUACAGCUUCUACUGUUUAAGCUGGUUAAGUUUAGGUGUUUGUUUAUCCAAGCCAAAUGCGUCUUUCAAAGCUUUUAUGAGCUAAGAGAAGUAAAAUCAGUGCUCCUGUAUGUUGGAUAUUUUCUAGUUUGAAUAUAUAACUGGAGAGAAAACAAGGAGAAGAUAAUAAAAUGAAAAGGCAAAAUUGAUUUCUUCAGAAUUGCACGUGGUAGUAUCCCUUUGACCCUAUUGGAACAUGAGGAACGAUGCUGAAAUAGCAAGAAAUAGCAAUUUUUUAAAAUUCCCUUUUGCUUUGUAACAAAAUCAAGUCAUAGUUUUCUUUGGAAAAAUGCAUUCACCAGUGAACAGUAGGGGAGGAAUAAGGUCUUAUAAUCAGUUGAAAUGAUGCAAGUGAUUCAUGAUAGCCUAGAGAAAGGGCUAGAGAAUCUUGGAGGCAAAUGGUGCAUAACUUUGAUGGUUAUAGAUGUGGGAAUUCCUAAUUCUUCAAAGUUAAGAGGAAGCAAAGCAUCUCCAAGGCAAAUGAUGGUUCUAGAAAUUGUAAGAUUGACAGUACCUACUGUGUGUGGCAUUCCUAUUGGAAUAGGUAACCUCCUACAAAUGAAAAUUUUUCAAUUAUAUGAAAAGCAGUAUGUUUAUCAAAAGGAAAUCAGAGAGCAAGAAACAAACACUCUGAACAAAACUCUCAGAAGAGAGAAGUUGCAAUCGAGUCAACUCCCCUAACGCUGUUUCAUUUGUUUGGCUAAAGUCCAGUUUUCAAUAGGGGAGAUGAAGGUUGCAAUGGUAACAACCAAGGUGUAGUAAGAAGGGAGCACCCCUCAGACGAAGAAGUGUUACCAUGACCUACUUGAGGCUAACAUGGGAAAUAGAAAUGAUUUUUUGUGAAACUGCUGUGUUACUCUUAAAUUUUGCUUCCUAGUAGGGCCGGAAGGUUAGCAGACCUAUUUUCCUCCCAUCACCAUACUUAUGCAACCCACUCACAACCCUUCCACAAUUCUGGCUUCCGGCCUUGGGGAGGGGGAAGUAGGUUAAAAUGGAUUAUGUAAUGCUUGCUUAGAGUUGUUGGGGGAAGAACGUGUGCAUGACUAAGUAGUGCAGCUCCCUCUGUCCUUCUACAUUUGCUCUAAUCAAAUUUUAUUCUGAAUGAAAUUCUGGAGGGAGUGAAAUGAAAUGGAGAGUGAAGGGUGCAGAUCGCAGAAAUUCUUCCUUAUCUCCCACAGAGAUACCAAUAUCUGUGGGCGAAAACAAGUGACAACUAGGAACAAAGAGAACUUUUAUAUUUGCCUCAGCAGAAAGCACUGAAAUUGAGUUUUUGAAUCGGCUGAGCCAUUUUACCCCAUAACUUUUCAUUACAGAACGUUAUGUCCCUACAAAAUUGCUCUAUUAGUUGGAUUUUUUUUAACAUUUAGGGAGAAUUAUAACAAAAGCAGUUUCAUAUAAGAUUUGUCUAUUCAAAUUUUUGCUAACAAUAAAAAAAUUUCCUAAAUAUUUAACCUGCCUUGUAUUCUUAAAAUACUUGAAAAAUACUGAGGGCAAAGGAAAACUGUUAAAAAUAUGAGUUCACACAAUUACACUUGCUUCUAUGAAUUUUCUAAUUAAAUCAAAAUCAAAAUCAGUUUUAUUCUAGAGGAAGAUAAAUAAAAGGAAGGCGGGUAGGGGGAACACAAAACGGGAGGGAGACAAGGACAGAAGGAAGAAACCAAGAAACAGGCAUUUAUUGAGCGUCCAUUAUGAUCCAAAACAGUGUUAGUCACUUUGAUUAUGCAUUCUCUUUCAUGCACAUUUAAUUCUCCCAAAACUCUAUGGACCCCACUUUAUUUUUAGAGGAGAAAGCGGUAUAGUCAGCCGUAUUACAUUUGACAUUUAUGACAAGACAUAAAUACUAGGAAGGGGAAAUAAACCCUCCCACAGAAAUUGGCACAGAUAUUGCCCUACAGGAAUUUUCUUUCCAAGGCUUGUUUUUUAUCCAUAACCAUUACAUUUUAAGGCACUAGAUAUUGCUCUGGUCCUGGAAAGGGGAAGCUCUGUAGAUUGGCCCUUCUCCGUAUUAAGUGAUGAAUUUGGCUCUUUGCAAUUAAGUGCAGGAUUCUGUCUGCUUCGGGAACAUUACCUGGGUUCAUGUAUAGUCCUGCUACCAGGAGCAAGCCUGAUUGAGGGUUUUCCUGGAUGAUCUUCUUCAGGUAGGUAAAAAAGAAAGGGGUCUGGUGCCCUUUCACCCUGACCUGGAAGCGGUUCAAGAAGAGUUAGAAAUAAAAAGAAAAAUUGAAGCCAUUUGCUACAUAAUUGUAGGAGAAACUUCAUGAUGAUUUCUGAACAUUUACAGUGUUUAAAGACGGAAUGAAACAUGGAGUAUCAUAGGACCUCUUCUCCAGGUAGCUUGAAAUUAGUCUGCUCUCUUUCUGUAACACCCUUGGUUAAAUCUGCAACUACCUCUUGAUGUCUUAAACCACUUCACUCUUCCUAAGAAGUUUCAAUGUUAAAUACCUGCUAGUCAGCAAGAUAGUUUCAGCUCACAGUUAAUUACAUAUAGUUUAAAGCAGUCUGCAGUCUCUGAAAAUUAGCACUGUCUGCAUUUCCUGCGAAUAGUUAUUAGAUGAACCUAGAAAUUAAUAGGUAAUCAAGAUCAAUAACAGAUUCACCAAAACACAAAAUUCUGUACAUUCUUUACUAUCUUUAUUUUGUUAUGUCUCCAUCGACAGAUUUAUUUUGGGGCAACUUGCAUUUGCUGUGGCAGGUACUUGUGGUCACUGUCUCACAGGAUUGGAGGGUAGCAAAAGGAAGGAAGGAUGACAGAGAGGAUGGAAAGUGAGAUUAGAAAAAGGGCAUGGCUGAGUGGAUAAAAUGAGACGUGAUAGUGUUUUUAAUGGCUAAAUCUGAAAUUACUUGUUUUUCUUGGCUGAAUUAGUCAUAGUUUUGUGAGUGCCAAAGAAAUAGGUAAGAAUGAUCAAAGUAUCUGUAGCAAAAUUUUUGAGAGAAGAGUAACUAUAUAGAUCCCAAUAUUAUUAGGGUGUUUUUGAGGGUGGAGCCCUGCAUAUAGCACUGACAUUUUAAAAUCCUUAUUAGUCUAUUAUAACUCAUUAAUAGAUUGCAGCUCAAAAAUACAUGUUUGGAACAGUUUACUACUUGGAUAUGCAUGUUCAGAGCAGUCUGACAGAAAUCGAAUGUCUUCAAUGUUUAUCUUAUAUUUGGGAUAUAAAAUAUGCAGCCGUCUUCUAUGACUGCAGAAUGGGGCUUGCUUCCUGGUUAUGUGGGCUUCAUUAGACAAUGCCAGCACCCAGGCAGCUACUGAGUCUCGAGAACUUUGCUCAAAAUUAGCAUCAGCUGCCACCUGGUAAGUUAAGGCAUUUUGGUCAUGGCCAAAUUAGCUUUUUUUUGGCCAACUCUUUAGCUUUUUAAAAGCUGAAGAGUUAAGACUUCUUAUAGGCGUGAUUAUCUUAGAAGGAGAUUCAAACAUUUUAAAUGUGCUUUUCUACCCAUUAAAAAAUGUAUCUGACUUUAGUAAUAAAAAUAUUCUCAGUGGAAGUCAGCACAAGAUUUUUUAAAGCAAAAAAUAGGGGAAAUUUUAUAUUUCUCAAACCAAUUUGCAGUCCAUAUGUCAUUUAAUCUUCGUAAUAACCCUGUGGAUAUCCCCCAUUUUAAUAUAAAUAAACUAAAUCUCAGAAAUUUUAGGUGGUUUAUAACAGAGUUACCAAUCAGGUAUUUUAAAGUUCAUCUUCAGAUCCUGAAUACACAUGCCCUAAAUGCUAGAAAUCUACUUAUUUCAGUCACUCCUUAAUAUGAUCAAGAAUUUUCCUGCAAACUGAUGAAAACAUUUUUUUCAUUUCUCUGUAUUCAGUAUCAGAACAUAGGUUCUGAUAUAUAGUCUAUUAGAAGGAAAAAAGAGCAUGGAUAAGUUUUAACAUAUGGCUUUCAGGAUAAUUUUGCUGCUUUUACAUUUUACUUGAUGAAAUAAAAUAAUGACAAUAUUUUUUUUAUGCUUUGGUUUGGUUUCUUGCUGAUACAUCAGUCCCAGACUUACUACCAACAUUGGGGUCUUAUUGAUACAGUAAUCACGUUUGCCACAAGCUUGAACUCUGAGUGUAAAAUUAAGAUUGUAGCCCAAUACCAUCUCAGGACUUUAAGUCACAGAAAUGUAUAAUCUGGUUGCAUCAGAACAGAAGGAGUAAUUCUAUUGCAGCAGAAUCUACCACAGUUGUGUAGAUGUGACCACACAGUUGAAUUUCAUACUUCCACUCUUAGAUAUUCGUGAAAAAUUCUAUGUUUAGAUUAGGUGGUUAGUUAAAGGAAUACUUAUAUCUCACACAUGCAUUUAACCAUUCUAUCCACUGUAAUGUUACUGUCUGGUCUCAGAAAGGGGAAGAAAAAAAGUUUGGAUGAUACUUUUUUCUUUGACUGUGUUAGUUUCUCCUUAGGCAGAUAUUUUUGUCAUCUCUUCUUUUGAGUCCAAUUUUCCUAAAGUUUGUUUAUGUCAAUGGCUCUUGACAAACUGAUAAAAUGUUUCCAGAAAGCACAUGGAUUUGGAACUCUCUCUUGUUAUGUUUAUAUUAGGCUUUAUUUUAAAGGCAAGUGAGACUGCUUCAAAUAAAACAACUCCAAGCUUCCAAGAAACAGUUAAGAGAAGGCAGAGACGGGCAGGAACACCCCUUCACGAACACUCACACGGUUGCCAUGGACCUACAUAAGCAGUGGGAGAACACAGAGACUAACUGGCGCAAGGAAAAGAUGGAAUUACUGGACCAGUUUGACAAUGAAAGAAAGGAAUGGGAAAGUCAAUGGAAGAUCAUGCAGAAGAAGAUAGAAGAGCUCUGCCAUGAAGUAAAGCUUCGGAGGAAAAUCAACAUGAGUGAACGUGCGAUCAUUGAUCUUGAUCGUGAAAAGGCCAUUCAAGACGAAAUGAUGGAAUCUUCUCCAAAUUGUCCCAAUUCAAGACAAUGUGAAUUUACAGGGAUGAAUCACAGGGAUGGUCUGGGAAAAAAAGGUAAAACAGAGCAGAGCUUACUCAGUGAAAGAAAUCAAAUGCGUAAGGAACAAAAAACAAUCAAAAAAUCAAAAGUAGGGUUAAUGGAUUCUAUGGCCACAGACAACCAAAAGGAAUGUGAGACCCCGCCUGACCUGAGGACUUCUGAUGAAGAGAACAAGAGCUGCUCUGGCGCCCUCAACACAGCUCUUGAAGAACUUGCCAAAGUUAGUGAAGAAUUAUGCAGCUUUCAAGAGGAAAUUCGAAAGCGUUCUAACCACAGAAGGAUGAAGUCAGAUUCUUUUCUCCAGGAAACACCAGUUGUAAUUAAUAUGCCUUAUGGAGAUCACAUGAUCAACAACAACCAGUGCAUUACUUCAGCCAAUUUAGAAAAAGAGAAAAAGAAAAAUAGAAAGAAUCUGAGCUGUACUGAUGUUUUCCAAAACAAUUCUAAGAAAAAAGGUGGAAUUGAGACAACUGAUCUGCAAAGAAGUGAAACCCCACCAGUUCCUCCUCCAAGAAGUACAUCUCGAAAUUUUCCCAGCUCAUGUUCUGCACAAGCCCAUGAAAGUUUGAAGGAAAGUUCAGACCACAACGGCUGGGUGGCCCAAGAAGGUCAAGGCGAAAAGAACUGCAACCCUCAUUUCCUCUGGAGGCAAGACGAGAUGCCUAUACUGUGUCUAAAUGAAGGGAAGACUUUGAAAGAUGGUAUCACAUUUUCUUCUUUGGCACCAGAAACCAAAAUAGAUAAAAAGCCUUCAUGUAAUGAAAAUGUUGGACUUACCAUGUGGUCAUGUGACACUGGGAUUGGUGCAAAAAAUAGCCCCUCUACACCGUGGUUUCAGAAAACCUGCUCUAUUCCCAAUAAGCCAAAAUAUGAAAAGGUGAUUCCAGAUCAUCCUGCUAAAUCUCAUCCUGAUCUUCACGUAAGCAAUGUCUGUAGCUCCUUGGUGACACAGAGCAGUGGCCCACUGAGAAGUUUCAGUUGUGGCUUUGAAAGGACUACUAAGAAUGAAAAGCUGGCAGCAAAGACUGAUGAAUUUAACAGAAUCGUAUUUAGAACAAAUAGAAAUUGUCAUGCAGUACAGCAAAGUCCAAGCUACUCAGAACCAUCUGAAGAUCUUCAGCCCUGUGAUCCUUUAAUUUCUUGCACAGGUAACAUCUCAGAAAGUGACAGUGUUUCUGACAUUCUGAAAACCAGUGCCCCCACACCUGUGCCCAGGGAAAAUGUGCAUGAUAAUUCCACCAAAAAACCCACAACAGGCCUAUUCAGACAAAUGCAGGAACACAUAAGCCCUAGCAGUUACCGGAAUAUGCUCCACGAGCAUGACUGGAGACCAAGUAAUUUGUCCGGCCGACCAAGGUCAGCUGAUCCCAGGUCAAAUUAUGGUGUGGUGGAAAAGUUGCUGAAAACCUAUGAGACAUCAGCGGGGUCCGCAUUGCAAAAUUCUAAAUGCUUCCAGGCUAAUUGGACCAAGUGUAAUUCUGAUGUCAGUGGUGGAGCCACAUUAAGUCAGCAUUUUAAAAAGUUCCAAAUAGAACAAGAGCUUCAGCAAAAGCCAGCUAUGUGUGGAGCGCAGCAAGUGAAGCAAGGAGCAGAUCGGAAAGAGGUAACUGAGGAAUCCAUGGCAGUGAAAUCCUCACAUGGAAAAGGAUUUUCCCGACCUGCUAGACCAGCAAAUCGCCGUCUCCCGUCCAGGUGGGCAUCCAGAUCUCCAUCGGCACCCCCUGCCUUGCGGAGAACUGUCCACAACUUUCCCAUUUCUCUGCGAUCAGAAGCAUCGAUGGUCUGAGUCUCUGGCCUGGAUUGCUAGAUUACAAAAGUCCCAAUUGCCAAACAGAGUAUUCUGAGUGUUUACAACCAAUUCUGUCUCUUCUGUGUCUUUCAAGAUUACUGGGACAAUUGAAAUCUUAACUUCCCAUCAGUCUUCAGUGUUUUUAAUCUGUGGAACAAUUAUCUUCCUGUAUUUUGAUUUUUUAGAUCAGAAUUUUUUAAUGCCAUCCUCAUUAAUUUGCCAAUAUGAUUUAAGUUGAAACAAUGUACUAUACUGUAUAUUCCAACUUUCUUGCAAGUGGCAGAAAGCAAGGUUAUCUGCAUGGCCGUGUGUUUUGUAGGUGCAUGUGUUGAUAUAGGAAGUAUCAGUAUGUAUUUAGAUAAGAAAAACUUACGUGCUAGUGUUGACUUUGAAAUUAUAACAUGUAUACCUAUAUAUUCUUUGUGUUUAUUUAAAAUUUUUAAAAAUA